GCGCGCUUUGAACCUCAGGGGCAGCGGGCUCCGCCCGCUCCUUGCCCAAGGCAAAAGGUUGUGGACACCCCUCUGACGCCAGACCCCAGGCUGACCAGCUCACGGUCAUCGCGAUUGUGCACCUGACGCCAAAUGUGGUGCCUGGAACGACUAGGCUUGAAUCCCGAGCGCCUCCUGCGGAGCGGAGAUGGGUUUUUCUCGGGCCGGGCUCGCCCGGACAGGAUUCGCACGCCCGCGUGCGUGAACGUGCUCACCCCAGACCGCAUCCCGGAGUUCUGCAUCCCUCCGAGACUCGAACGCAGCCUGGCUUUGGCCACGCUCCGGAAUUCUUGGAGUGAGGAGACGGGGACCGACGAGAGCGCCGGCCGCACAGACUGGGACCCGCGCUCACAGGCUGCUCUCUCGCUGCCUCACCUGCGCCGCACGCGCACCGUCUAUGGUUUCUGCGCGCUGCUCGAGAGCCCGCACACCCGCCGCAAGGAGUCGCUCUUCCUCGGUAGCCAGGACGCUGUCGCGCUCCGCCCCCGGGCUCACACCUACGGCGGCGGCAGUCCAGGAGGUGGAGGAGGCACCUCCAUCGUGACCCCGCACUGCUCGCGAGUCUCAAGCGCAGCGCUCACCGCCGACCUCGCGGUCCCAGGCGGCCACCACCCGCCUCAGGAUGCUCUCGCCCCGCGGCUCCGCGACCGCCGCUUCCUACAUGCCCCGGCUGGGCUGCUGAGCCGAGCGCUGCGCAUCCCAAGGAACCCCGGCCCAGCCCGCGCCCACUCCGUUUCCAACCAGAACAAGAACGUGGAGCGAGGCGCUAACUCCAGUUUUCCAGCCCCUGAGUCCCUAUCGCCACUCCCAGGCUCGCAGCCCCAGUGCCUGGAAGCUGAGGGCACCGUGGCUCUGGGACGCGCUGGUUGCUCCCUGCGUCUGGCCGCCGAGUACUGUCCAGGUAGCGGGCACCUCCGCAUCCGACUGCUUCCAGCAGAGGGCCAGGCCGGGGGCAUCCUCGAGCCCCGCACCAUUGGCUGCCGCAUCAGCCUGGUCCUGCAUUCUCCGGACUCCACGCGCAAGCGCAGGGCCGUGCUUGGCCAGAGUCGCAAGGCCGGCCUGGACCAGGACUUCUGCUUUGAUGGCCUCACGGAGGAGCAGGUGCGCCGCCUGGCCGUGCGCAUCAAGGCUGAGAACAAAGGCCGCGGGCUGGAGCGGGGCCGCAGGCUGGGCCAGGGCGAGCUGCUGCUGGGCUCCUUGCUGCUCCUCUGAGGACUCUGAGCCCAAAGAGAAUUCUCAGACUCUGCACAAAAUAAACAUAUUGGUUCUUUGACCCAGGUCGUUGUUUCAGUCAAGCAGUGUCAGAGGUCGUCCUGGAUUAACCAUCAGAAGUAAAGGAUGUAAUAUUUUGCACAGACGUCUUUCGGAAGCAUCAUCCAGCCAAUGCAGCUGUGCUUCCCAAGGUGUGUU
Ochotona princeps (American pika) is the source of this 1449-nucleotide messenger RNA. Its product is annotated as C2 calcium-dependent domain-containing protein 4A-like. The record is from RefSeq and is a predicted model, not a curated record. The transcript is spliced from 2 exons. Lineage: Eukaryota; Metazoa; Chordata; Mammalia; Lagomorpha; Ochotonidae. Bases 133 to 1251 code for a protein of 372 amino acids.